Messenger RNA from Stylophora pistillata, 1699 nucleotides. RefSeq lists its product as uncharacterized. Lineage: Eukaryota; Metazoa; Cnidaria; Anthozoa; Scleractinia; Pocilloporidae. The record is from RefSeq and is a predicted model, not a curated record.
CCCUUGGCAUCGUAAACUCAGAAUGUAAAUUGACGUAAUGGCGUCGAAAUGUGGCGAAGAAGAAGAGGAAAGCAGAGUCGAUAAACUGUGCUCGAAGAGCAGAAAGUGCAGUAAAAGCAAUUAUCACUCUGGCAGGUGCGAUUCGAAGAGAGCGGUUGUGAACCCAUUUUGGAACCGUUCUCCGAUACAGGUGGGAAAUGCGAUCAAGAGGGAAGCUAGAGAUGCUGCUGAAGCUAUCACAAAUGAUUGUGAUCGGAAGAAAAUUCGUGUAGAGGAAAGGGAGGCUAGUGUUCAUGCGAGAGAAUCAGAACUAAUAGAGAAGGAGAGAAAGAUACAUGAAGUAGAAGAGCGAGCUAAUGCAACAAGACUUGAAUCAGAGGAAGUAGAAAGGCGGAAGGAGGCGAUUGAGGAGGAGCUUAGAGAGCUGGAGGGGAGGUUAGACAGUAUUGUGAAAGAGUAUGAGAAAGUUAAGACACUUUUGGAACAAAGGCAUCAUGCCAAGGCACGUAGAAAGAGUAGUGCAACUACAUUUGAAAUGGUUAACAACCCUAAAUCAAGCACACGAUAUAGACGGCGACAGGAAACUAGGAAUAUCCUAGAAUUUAUUCAUGGUGGGGAGCAGGGUGCAAUUUAUGGUGCUUGGGAUUUUAUUGCAUCAUGUGCAAAAAAAGAGAUCAUGGAAAAAUUAAUAACUUGUCAUAAAAGGGGUCGGUCUCUACAGGGUGUGUUUAGGAAGGCAAUGAAAGAGUAUGGAACCAGUGAAGAAGCCUUAAAGCAGGCUGUUUCUAUAAAGUAUCAAGCAUUUUUGUCUAGUAGAAAGUUUCAACUAAUCUGUAAAACCCAAAGUUCUGUGUUUAAUGCUGAAAAAGAUCUUUGGUUACCCAGGAAUGUCAAGUGUGCAGGUGUGAAUGUUGCUAUUCCUCGUGUAGCAUCAGAUGAGAAAGUAGACAAGUUUGUAAAGAGUUUAGAUAUAGAGCAUGAAUGUGAAAUUCCUAUUUACUCUAAGGUAUCUAGAACUGUCACUGGUUUAGUUUUCAUGACACUUGAUUUGCAUUUGCGUUUACCUUAUUUGAGGAACCAGCUCAUCUGGUUUAACGAAAAUACCAAUCAUUUUAUUGUACAGUUUUCUGAUGAUGGUGCCCCAGAAACUAGUGAUCCAAGUAUGUCUAUUGGGUCACUAACUGUUUGGAAUUUUGGGGAUCAUGUUAGGAGUAGGGAUUUUCAAUAUCUUUUGCAUUGCCUAAGUGUAUAUGAAAAAGACAGGGUAAUGGAAGACCCUUGGAAACAACACACAGAGGAGAUGUUAAUGCUAGAGGGUAAUGUGGUAACUAUUUGUGGUCAGCAGUGUACCUUGGAGUUUCAACCUAGUGCUGAUCAGUCUUGGCAAAGUUGGGGUAAUGAUACCUGGAAUCCACCCUCCAUGAAGAAGAGGAAAGCAGAUCUUCUAAAACUAAACCAGUGUAGAGAUUCACUAAGCAAGUCUCUUAGUCAAGCCAAGAAGGAUAAAAAAGAACUAUCUUUCAUGGCAGAGAAUGGAAUAAGAAAAGUUGUUUACCCCAGGAUUGGUGAGUUUGCAGAUCGUCAAAGACCAGAGCUAGUGCAAAAUGAGAUUAAUACUUGGCAGCAUCUGCUAAAUGUUAUCUACCGUGAAGCUUUACAGAGAGAUUUGAUUGAGGACUUUUUAGAGGUUCUGAGUUGA